AGUUCCUGCAGGCGACCAUUUCUUGAGGAUCGGUUCCAGAGAUCGUCUCUAGUGCACCGAAGAGCUCUCCGUGGCUGCUGCCGCUUUUUAUUCAUUCCUGUCCUCUCUCGGAGCUGGCUCCCACAGCCGGGAUGGCUCAGUCCAAGGCCAGCGGCUCGCACUACGCCCUGACGGCCAUCGGCCUGGGAAUGCUGGUCCUCGGGGUGAUCAUGGCCAUGUGGAACCUGGUCCCCGGGUUCAGCGCCGACAAACUGACGCCUCAGGGCAACAAGACGGAGAUCGGGAGCGGCAUCCUGAAGAGCAAGACCUUCUCGGUGGCGUACGUGCUGGUCGGGGCUGGCGUGGCGCUGCUGCUGCUGUCCAUCUGCCUGAGUGUGCGGGACAGGCGGGAGCAGCGGCGGAGCGAGGAGCUAGCCCGCAUCCAGCAGCAGGCGGGGACCGUGUCUCGGGCCCAGGAGGAGGACAGCCAGGAGGAGGAGGACGACGAGGAGGAGGCCUCGGCCCGAUACUACGUCCCCAGCUACGAUGAAGUCAUGAAUUCCAGCCACUCAGGAGCCAGGCAGCCGGAGCAGAGCCCGGGGCUGGGGGUCUCUCUGCCCUCCUAUGAGUCCUUAACGGGGCUGGAUGAGUCCACCCCCACCACCGGCAGGUCGGACGCCGAGGCCGGCCCAGGGCAGCCCCCGGAUCGGCAGAACUCCAAGACGGCCAAACGCCUGAAGCCGUUGAAAGUUCGAAGGAUUAAGUCUGAGAAACUUCACCUCAAAGACUUCAGGAUCAACCUCCCCGAUAAAAAUGUCCCACCCCCCUCCAUCGAGCCUCUGACACCCCCGCCGCAGUACGAUGAGGUGCAGGAGAGGACCCCUGAGGCCCGGCCCCCCGACUGAGCAGACACACACCCCCCCCCCCAGGCCACGCUCCCUCCAUCCCUUACCCUCUGCACCCACAGACUGUAUGGAGGUCGCCUGGGGCCCGGCCGCCAAGCAGGAAGGACACCAAGCAUCCUCCUCCCAAACCCCUGGCCGCACACAAGGGCAGGAUCCUUGGCUUGGCCACUGGCGUAGACGGUGGUGGCUUGGUUUUAUUUCCACAAAACGACUACCUUAUUUUCAAGAAGAAGCUGGGCACUGGUGGCUCACGCCUGUCAUCCUAGCUGCUCAGGAGGCUGAGAUCUGAGGAUCAAGGUUCAAAGCCAGCCCUGGCAGGAAGGUCUUUC
Molecule: messenger RNA, 1213 nt
Organism: Perognathus longimembris pacificus (Pacific pocket mouse)
Lineage: Eukaryota; Metazoa; Chordata; Mammalia; Rodentia; Heteromyidae
Gene: Tmem51
Product: transmembrane protein 51
Exons: 2
Coding region: 132-884 (250 amino acids)
Source: RefSeq, a predicted model, not a curated record